AUGAGUCUCUUCGCAAGUUCGUCGAGAGAUUCAAAACAGCAGCAGCUGAGCACUCAGACAUCCCCGACAAGAUGGGAAUCAAGCUUUCGAAAACGGGCUUUGGUUCGAAUCAAAGUUGAAAGAGAGUCUGAUGCUCGACGAACCCGCAACCCUCCAGGACGCUUUGCACAGUCCCAAAAAUACGUCUGUCUUGAAGAAAGCAAGGCGCACCACUCAAAGAUUCAUGGAAUGACGAAGGAUCAUCUCGCAUGCAUCAUCUCGUCAAGAGUCAUCUCAUCAAGAGUCAUCUCGUCAAGAGAUAAAAGGAGGCCUCUAAGGAGUCUUUCACAGGGCAGCGACGAGUCCAAAUGGUGCAAACUCCAUGGACGAACCGAUCAUACUACAGAAGAAUGUAGGCGCAUCAACAGCAUGAUACUAGAGUACGGCAAUACUCCGCAAAGCCAAAUGAUGCUGAACGCCGCGACGAAAAUCGACGAGCUGCAAACCAGCGCCAAAGUAGAAAUACGACGCGCCAAGAUCGAAGACGACGACGCCGAGAAGAACGCGCCUGCAUCACUCCCUCACCAAGAUGAUCUGCCUCCGCCGCCGAAACGGCAAGUCCGAUAA
This is a messenger RNA of Microthlaspi erraticum, 606 nucleotides long. The record is from the annotation of a GenBank genome assembly. Lineage: Eukaryota; Viridiplantae; Streptophyta; Magnoliopsida; Brassicales; Brassicaceae.